Messenger RNA from Nematostella vectensis (starlet sea anemone), 2229 nucleotides. Its product is annotated as creatine kinase M-type. Bases 339 to 1958 code for a protein of 539 amino acids. The record is from RefSeq and is a predicted model, not a curated record. NCBI's taxonomy places the organism in Eukaryota, Metazoa, Cnidaria, Anthozoa, Actiniaria, Edwardsiidae. The transcript is spliced from 5 exons. Gene Ontology annotation, molecular function: creatine kinase activity. Gene Ontology annotation, biological process: phosphocreatine biosynthetic process.
AACCUGCUGGCCAGAAACUAUCCAAAGAUGGCCACGAAAAGAAGAAAGAUAUGACUUUCUAGUAGUGAAAUUUGAAUAUUACAAAAGCAUCAGCACUACCACCAAACAUUUACUUGCACACACAAAUACUUUUAUGCCACCUCCGCCCCUACAUCCAAGCUACUAGCUUCCGCCUUUUAUAACCUCUCUGUUUCCUUCAUCGUUCACCACUAAAAAAAAGAAGCUAUUCUAGUUGGUACGGCGCGCGCCACGGGACAAGCCUCUAACGCGCGCGCGACAAAUUAUAUUACACGUAACAACUGGUUGCCGCAGACAUAACAAAGCGCCCAUCCCUGCUCAUGUCAUCUGAGCGAAGACAUCUCAUAUUUCUCGCAGCCGUUGCGGCAACUGGCGCGGGUUUCGCAGCAACAAUAAGAAAUGAUUGGAUCCGAAGUCUCCUCGGUCUUGAAGCCGAAGAAGAUCCCUCACCAAGUAAUGAAGCAUUUCGAGAGAUUCUGCUGCAGCAGAAAAACAGAAAGACGGUGGCAUCACAAUUCCUUAAUGAAGCGAUUUAUGAGGAGUAUAAAGACGCAAAGACGGUUUACGGGUUCAGGUUAUUUGAUAUUUUAAGUUACGAUGUUAGUUAUAGAGACACUAUUGGUAUAAGGGCGACUGACGAGGAAUGUUAUUACACAUUUAUCAAACUUUUUGAUCCGGUUAUUAGCAACUUUUGUGUGGAGUCCUACAGAAAAGUGCCUAGGGCCACUCAGACAUCAGGAAUAAGGGAUAAAAGAAAAAUUGAUAAUUGUGACUCCGACGUGUCUCCUUUCAGUCAACCUUUCGUUGGGAGAAAAGAUGAUAGGAUGGGACUGGAAUACCUCAGAGAAGUGCCUGGGGCCUCUCAAAUUUCUAUUAAAGAAAAAACAUCUUUAUUAACAGAUGCUCACAUAAAAGACCUAGGUUCUGAGACUAGUUUCGAUAAAGAACGAUACCAAGGUGACGAAAGGACACAAGAAACAGAUACUUUUUCCUAUGAAGAAAAUAGAAUCUCAUCUGCACCGCAUAGUAGCACAGAACAAGGGGACUUUCCCUCAAAACACGAGUCCUCAUAUCCAAGAGUAGAAAAAAAUGUGUCUUAUGUUUAUCCAUCCAAUGUGGUGUCCCUCGUGGGCGUUACUGGGACCCUUGAUGCACAUGUUGUCUCGUGUCGUGUGAGAGUUGUGCGGUCUCUGCAAGGAUUUCCCUUUGCCUGGGUUUGCUCUCCUAACGAGAGAAGAGAAAUCCAAAAUGUUGUAAAGCAGGCUUUGGACAGCUUGAAAGAACCAGACAGCGAGUACUACAAGCUUGCCCGAAUAAGCAGUAAAUCACGUGACACGCUGAUAACCAAGCAUGGCAUUUUCAGAAAUCAGAAGUUAGACUGCGACGACACCUGGAGCUCGGGGCGAGGAAUCUGGCGUGACGGAACCAGUAACGCAAUCGCACUUGUCAACGAAAGAGAACACAUAAUUUUCCUCACACAAGAGUUCGGUGGUGAUCUAUGUCACGCAUUUUAUCGAAUGCGUGACCUAGUGGAGCGGACCGAGCUCGCGUUGGAGAAGACUGGCCACAAGUACAUGCACAGUGUUGUGUAUGGCUUUCUAGUUUCCAGUCCCCAGGAAGUCGGCACUGGGCUGAGGAUAAGUGUGAACGUUAAACUACCACAUCUACUAUACGAGCCAAGACUACCAUUUAUCAUGAGCACGCUGGGUCUGGAGAAACGCCAGAGGGGAGUGAGCAACUGUGACUACCCUGACUUGGUGGAGAUCUCGAACAAGUAUCGCGCAGGGCUUACAGAGCACGAUCUCCUGAGUCAUAUGUUCAACAGCAUAACUCUUCUGGUUGCCAUGGAGAAGCGUCUCAAUAGGGGAAAGCCGAUAGAUCCGUUGCUAGGCAACCUAAUGGAGCAUAUCGGAAAAGAGAAGCAAGGUUGUAGCCGAUGAGGGAUCUUUAUUCCAUACUAUUAGUAGCUUGUUAUUAUAGUUUUAACUGAUGUUUACAUUAAAAAAGAUUAAUAUAAUAGGGAAACAGAUUACGUAUCAUACUAUCUAGUGGGGCCGAAUAUCAUUGCGAAGCAAAUAUUCUUUUCAAAUUAUAUCAUUUUACAUUAAUGAAGAAUAAAUAACACCUAAAUUCUUAGGUAUGUACAGUAUAGCUAUUCUGCGGUAAUCCUUGCAGUUUUUCUAAUAAAACAUUCCAUUUGCGUCUCUGCAA